Molecule: messenger RNA, 2152 nt
Organism: Papilio polytes (common Mormon)
Lineage: Eukaryota; Metazoa; Arthropoda; Insecta; Lepidoptera; Papilionidae
Product: parapinopsin-like
Exons: 8
Coding region: 207-1865 (552 amino acids)
Biological process (GO): G protein-coupled receptor signaling pathway
Cellular component (GO): photoreceptor outer segment; membrane
Molecular function (GO): G protein-coupled receptor activity
Source: RefSeq, a predicted model, not a curated record
UUGUGUCGUGUACAUUUUAGAAUCUCGUCGUGAUAUUGCAUUACGGAUGUGAAUUAUUGUAAAAACUUUUCUUUAAUGGUUACUUCUAGUUUUUCUGAUGCAGAGAGCGUGUAACACAAUCAAAACAUUCAAAGUGACAGUGGUACAUCGAAUAAAAUGAAUACGGAGACAAUCGAUUUCCCUGUAACGUUGGCACUGAAUUAAUCAUGACGUCAUAUCCGGAUCAGUUUAACGACUCAAUAGUGAGUGCAGAUGACUUCCCGUUGCUGAUGCCACGCUGGGGUUACGUGGUAUCCGCCUUUGUGCUGUUCCUUAUUGGAUUCUUUGGAUUCUUCUUGAAUCUUCUUGUCAUUAUUUUAAUGUAUAAGGAUCGACAGCUGUGGACGCCACUGAACAUCAUAUUGUUCAAUUUAGUUUGUUCAGACUUCUCUGUAUCGUUGUUAGGGAAUCCAUUCACACUGAUAUCAGCAUUGUUCCACCGAUGGAUCUUUGGACGGACUAUGUGCGUGUUGUAUGGAUUUUUCAUGGCUCUAUUAGGGAUAACCUCAAUAACAACAUUAACAGUGAUCUCAUUCGAGCGGUACAUAAUGGUGACAAGGCCGCUUCGGUCUCGACGACUCAGUCCGAAGGGCGCGGCAGGAUUGGUGGUCUUCAUAUGGGCUUACUCCUUAGCACUUACAACACCACCUUUGAUGGGUUGGGGCAGUUACGUCAACGAAGCAGCCAAUAUUAGUUGCUCGGUGAAUUGGCAUGAACAGUCGGUCAACACCCUGACGUACAUUCUGUUUCUAUUCGCGAUGGGUCAGAUCGUUCCUUUGGCGGUCAUUACUUUCAGCUAUAUUAACAUCAUAAGGACUUUGAAAAAGAACUCUCAACGUCUGGGCCGCGUCAGUCGCGCAGAGUCCCGGGCCACUGCGAUGGUGUUUGUUAUGAUCGUGGCGUUCACAGUCGCGUGGACACCGUACUCGUUAUUUGCCUUGUUGGAACAAUUCGCCACUGAAGGGAUCAUAUCUCCGGGCGCAGGUGUUAUUCCAGCUCUGAUCGCAAAAAGUUCAAUUUGUUACGAUCCGCUUAUUUAUGUUGGAAUGAAUACCCAGUUUCGACAAUCAAUUAGAAGAUAUUUUAGUGCGCACGGCAGAGGAAAUUCUCAAAUAAAGAAACCAUGCCACAAUACAAUAUUAACACAAAAACUCUCAGCCGUCAAUGAAAUAACUAUUCGAUACAAUACAUCUGAAUCGAAUUUGUUAAGUUCACCUCAGAGAAGUGUGAAAAGUAAAGUCAUAUCUGACAAUCGCAAUGAUGCUACGAGAAGUGAUAUCAAUAAUAGAAGCUAUUCGAAAAUUCUCGAACUACCGACAAUUCCGGAAAACAAAACACCAUCGGACACUGAUAAAUCUGGCGAAACAGUAUGUGAUGAUGACACCAGCACAGGUCAAACUAAAGUAGACAAUUUUGUGGAACCUUGUAAACUAGCAGACCAUUCUUUAAUUCUAACUAUAGUUGAUUCUGAAGGAUUCUUUCUCACUCAAGCAGUCAAACGGAAUAAUAACAUCGAAGAUCUAUGGAAGAUAUGGAGUAUCGACGGUUUAGAAAUACAUUCAACUGACGCGUUAAGAUUAGAUGAUAAAAUACAAAUAACAAGAACAUUGCAAACUAUGAAGCAUAGUUACUCAUUGGAUCUUAGCUGUGUGCAGGAAAAAGGUCGCAUAUUUUCAGUAAAAACGAAAAAAGAAUCUUACAUUCCGGAUAAAAGUUUACGUAUGGAUGUGAUCGAUCCCAGAUGUUUAAAUCCAGAUUCAAAUGAGCCUAGUUUAAGGAAUUGUGUUUGUUUAAAUGAUAAAUGCAUCGACGACAUUAGUUUGUAAUUAUAGUCCCAAGUUUGAGUGAAAUUUGAACUGAAGUUUUAUCUAGAUUUUUAUGAUCCGAUCCCAGAUUUAGGAUUAUCUGAUGGUGCUGCUUAAAUAAACGUUACGAUACACUAAGUAUUUAUACCUUGAAGCACAAGUUAAUUGUUAUAAGUAAGAUUAGUGUUGAUGAAUAGGUGUAAAAAAUGAAAAUCAAAAUCCUGGGUGUUAGUAGACCUUCGUUGCAGGAACAUGACAUUUUUCUAAUAAAAACUAUACCAACACGCAAUAAGGAUUCUUUGUGAUGU